This is a messenger RNA of Cyprinus carpio (common carp), 3096 nucleotides long. Its product is annotated as dehydrogenase/reductase SDR family member 11. The record is from RefSeq and is a predicted model, not a curated record. NCBI's taxonomy places the organism in Eukaryota, Metazoa, Chordata, Actinopteri, Cypriniformes, Cyprinidae.
AAUCGCGGUUUCUGCGAGGGUUGGAUCCGUGUGUGUCGAGCUGUUUCUGGGUGUUAACCGCAGAAGAUCAGGGAGGGCUGGAGUGAUUUGUUCCCGCCUUAAACUCGUUCACUGAUACCAGCCUGAAUCGGAUAUUACUGCACACGCGCUGCAGUUCUGAUACACUGAUACACUGUUUCAGUCCGGCGCGGAUUAGAACUCUCAGUGUUACAUUGUGACAUCGCGCCGCGCGGACUCUGAUACACUGUAUCUGGAUGGUGAUGAUGGAGCGCUGGAAGGGGAGAGUCGCGCUGGUCACCGGAGCGUCUGUCGGGAUCGGAGCGGCGGUGGCUCGCGCUCUCGUCCAGCACGGCAUGAAGGUGGUCGGCUGCGCGCGGAACGUGGACAAGAUCGAGAAGCUGGCAGCCGAGUGUCAGAGCGCGGGAUACAGCGGCACUCUGAUCCCGUAUAAGUGUGAUCUGUGCAACGAGGAAGAGAUUCUGUCCAUGUUUUCGGCCAUUAAGACGCUGCAUCAGGGAGUGGACGUGUGCAUCAACAACGCUGGCCUGGCUCACAACGAACCGCUGCUGAGCGGAAGGACAGAGGGCUGGAGGAACAUGAUCGAUGUCAACAUACUCGCUCUGGCCAUCUGCACACGCGAGGCCUACCAGUCCAUGAAGGAGAGACACGUGGAUGACGGACACAUCAUCAACAUCAACAGUAUGGGGGGUCACAGGAUGGUGCCCAGCGCUGACGAACACUUCUACUGCGCCACGAAAUACGCUGUGACUGCUAUGACAGAGGGGCUGAGACAGGAGCUACGGGAGGCCAAAACACACAUCCGAGCCACGUGUAUAUCACCUGGAAUAGUGGAAACUGAAUUUGCCUUCCGGCAUCACAACAGUGAUCCAGAGAGAGCCGCGGCUGUUUAUGAAAGUAUAAAGUGUUUGAAAGCUGAAGACAUCGCCAGCGCCGUCACAUACGUCCUGAGCGCGCCUGCUCAUGUUCAGAUCGGAGACAUUCAGAUGCGGCCGGUGGAGCAAGUGUCAUAGGAGCCGAUCGGGAACGGGACAACAUGCAGUGGGCGACACCUACUGGGCAAAAACCCUUUUAACUCCUAGUUUUAAAGAACUGAUUGAAGGGAAUUGGUUUGGGUUUGCAGAUCGGAUCAAAUCUGAGAACGCAGCGCUUUGUGGCUCCAUCUGAUACUCGGACGCUCGGAAGCGUCGGAGAGCGAGAUUACAGAUGUACACAGUCUGCUGCUGUCUCAAAUAUAAGGGGAAACUUACAGGCUUUUCUAAAAACACACAACACGAGAAACUGGAACAAGAGAGCGAAGAUUUAAUGUGUGUUACUGUUUGAUACGGUCAUCUGAGACCAGUGCGCCAUGAGUUGCACAUCAUUUUGUUUUGUUUUUUAGGUCAUAUUACAUAUCUGUUUGAGAGUGUGACGAACGGUGAGGUGUUGUUAAUUACUGUAAUAUUUUUUAGGAGUAUUCUAACUUGAAUUGUAUGUAGAUGUGGUUCUCAUACAGAUCCAGCUACUGUUCAUUUGAAUCGGUGAAACAAAAUCAAGCGCGUGUUUUUUUUAUUAGAGAAACCCGUUUGACUGCAGUCACACUCCGAAUCAGAAACCUGAUGAUAAACAAUGGUUUUUACAUUGAACUUUCACUGAAUGAAAGGUACGACACUGGCUUCUUUCUUAGGAAAACAAGUAUGGAAACACUGUUGAGGACUAUAAUACUUGAUGUAGUCGAUUCUUACUGAUUAAACUUGAUUAUGAUUAUUGGUUAUGGAUAAAUUCCUUUCCUUUUCACUGUAUGUCACCUCUAUAUCUCAAAACAAUCCAAAACUUGUUUUUGUGUUUGUGUUUCUUUUCUAUUAAAAUCUUCAAAAAUCUUCUAAUAUUUGGGAAACUACCCUUCAUUUCACCAGUGGAAGCUUAAAUGUUAUUAUAUGAAAUAAAUCAAAUAUCAUAUCAUGAGACCUGUCCAGUGCACAUUCACCAGAAAAUUAAGAUAAUAUUUUGUGACAUUAUUUGAAUGACAAUUAAGAAAAUUUUGAGACAAUUUGCAUUUCUCUAAUAAUAAUAAUAAUAAUAAUAAUAAUAAUAAUAAUAAAAUCCUAUUAAAAUUUAGAAUUUUAAAUCAUGCUAUUAUUUGUUGUUUGCCUUUUACCAAUUUUAUGUUUUAAUUUACUUUUUAAUACAGUAAUUACAUAAAAUUUUUGUUGGUAGUAUUUGUUUCACUGCCUUUAAAAAAAAUCUUAUGGUAAUUUUUUUAAACUUAAUACAAUAAAAAUCACUUAAUGUGUUUAAUUGUAAUUAUAAUAAUGUAACAAUGUAAAUUCUCUAUGCUGUAUGACAUUAUUUUCAUUACAAUUAAGAAUACCCCCCCAAUUCACAUUAGCAUAAUCCAAAAAAACAAAUCCUAAUAAAUUUGAUUGCAUGUGUUGUGUUGCCUUUAAGCGUAUUUUUAGAAACUAUUUAAAAAAAAAUUGAUUUGUCAACAAAAAUACAUUAUAUUACAAAUAUUUAAUGUUGGUCGCAAAACCUUUGCGCAGAUUUAAAUUUAAAUAAUUUUUUACAGUAAGUAAAAAACAAUUACUUGCGUUACAAAAUGUGCUUAAUUGUGAUUAAAAUAAUGUCACAAUGAAAAAUCAUUAUGCUCCUAAAAAUAGGCUUAAUGUUCUUAUUUCUUUUGGUUUUCCGGUGAACGUGCAUGUUUUCUUGAGAUUGGCCCUCUUGAAUUGGAAUCUUAUCCAUAAAUCUACAGCAGGUUGGGAUCAAAGAACAAAGUCUUAUUCUGAAAUGUACCCGUUAUCAUGUAUAAAUCCACAUGAACUAUUACCAGAGUUAACAGUAUUUGGUUUGUAUAUUUUUAGCAUGAAUGAAUUCUGAAUUCGCAUGAAUGUCAGCUUCUAACACUUGCUGAAGAUGUACAAAAUAAGGAGCUCUUGCUGUGAAGGAGAGCAAAGGAGCCAGUCGCUGAACGCACUGAGGGUGAAGUUCACUGCAUGGACCCUGAGCGAGGGUUUUAUCUCGUGUUGGACUGUUGUUCAAUCAUCAUGCCCAUAAACACCUGCUAAUGAGAAUAAAAACAUGAUGGGCUCAAAAAAA